AUCUCGACAACAAAAUACUCUUCAGAACUGGAAGUAAGGUCGCAUGUGAGCUGUUGAAAGACAUAUCCUGGAAAAGAAUUGCUAGUUGACUGAACAUUCCAGUUCCUUUUUAACUCACAUUUAUGUAUUUAUCUUCUCUUUCUAUGUGUUUUGUGUUGUGAUAUUUUAAAACAAAAUGAGUUCAAGUGACGUCCUAGUAAAUUGUGAGCAAUUAGAAGUAAAAUUAAAAAAGAAAACAGAGGAAAAAAGGGCAGUUGAUGAAUGUAAUGAUAAAGCUCCUGUACCAAAGAAUCAAGGUGGAAAAGUUAAACUAGCAAAGGACAAAGUUGUAGAAGAAAAACCUGGCAUCAAAAGUAAAGAUAUCUUGCAUGUUUAUGACAAGGAAACACUAUUGGAAUUAAGAUCUGCUGCAAUUUCAUUAGAGAAGCCAGAUUGUUUAAGUGAAGAAUUUUUUAACAAAGAUGGUGUGUGGGAUCCUGAAGCAUGGCACAAAUCCAACAUGUCAAGGUCAGCUUCUCCUGCUGUAGACGGAAAAACUGUACUGGUUGAAGGGAAAAAAUUGGAGCUUGUGGAUGAUGAUAUAGAACUUGCACCAAGAAGGCGAAGUUUCCGACAAGGCUGCCAAGUGCAAAGCUCUGGGGAAGUUGAAAAGGCAGAAAAGACCACCAACAGAGUUGUUUUUGAAAGAAAAAAUCGUUUGACAGGAAGAGCUGCUUCUCAAAGAAGGUCAGUUGAAAACUCCUACAAUGAAAAGUCUCAUGAAUCUGAGAAAUCAAGGCGGGAUAAGCAUUAUGAUGAAGAAAAACCUCGUUAUUCAAGAUAUGCUGAUAAGGAAAGUCGACACCCAGGCAGAGAUAAUGAUCGAUUCUUUGAACGGGAGCGGUUUGACAAAUACAAUGAUCAGAGGAGUGACCCGCGCAAUGAAAAAUCUAAAUCAAACAAGAAUGAAAAGCCUUCUGUGAAUAACUCCAAAAAUUCAAAAUCAGGGUAUGAAGAAAAAUUGCCAGAAUGGAUGACAGAUGGUCCUACAAGCCAGUUGGACAUCAUGGAGUUUACUGGAUUCCAAGAUAUUGAGGAAGAGAAAAAAGCGUAUGCCAAGCGCAGAAAGAAAGUGCGCAUCAGUCCAGAUGUGGAUAAACAAAAUGAAGCAAAAGCAAACUCAUCAAAUCAAAAGAAGGGAUCCAAAUCUGUGACCAAUGAGCAAAAGGAUUCUGAGAAAUCUUCAGACAAAAAUUUUGAUCUUAAUGAUUUUUUCAAUGAAGUUGACUAUUACCCACCUCAUUUGUUUCAUGAAGACCUUGUUAAGGGUGAUGGUGUUAAAAGUCGAUUCUCGCAAUGGUUUUCUGCUAAGAGAAGUCGAAGUAAUAGUUGUAACAGUGGUGGCUCAAGACCUGGCAGUGCACAGUUAGUCCCAGAGGAGGUCUUUUCAGGAGUUUCACCGAAAAGUCCUGUCAUACCAACACCUUACUUCACUCCGAUUCAACCAGCCCCGGCUCUAGUGAAUGCUGCAGCAAAUGCACAUGCUGUUCAGACGUCUAAUAUUUUAAAUAUUAUUCAAGAACAGCGGCACCAAAAUAUAACUGAAACUAAAAAGACUAACAGAGAAGUAAAGGGUCGUAUGACAGUUGAAGACCUCGAAGAAAUGACGAACAAGUUAAAAGUAGAAGAAAAUCCUGAUGCUUCCAAGAGUGCUUUUGAUAUGCUUGUCAUGUCUAUGAAGGAAGCUGGAGAACUUCCAGAUAAACCUGCUCCUGUCGUAAGUAAUUCCACCGUUACUGGACUUCCUGAGCAUUUAUUGCCUCAACCUCCCAAAAGGACGUCACCUACAUUUGAAAAAUUAAAACGCAUUUUAAGCCGGUCUCCAUCCCCUGUGCAAAUGAUGAAUGCCAUUUCAACAGUUGCAUCAAUCAUUUCAAGUAAUCCAAACAUAGAUAAUGAAUUAUCCCGUCUCUCUCAAAGAAAAUCAUUGACUCCAAGUCCUGUGCCAAUGUCAACUUUUUUUGAUCAAAACUCGGAUAACGUUAAUACAUCUGCUAACAUGCCUGCAGCAACUCCUGAUGCAGACAAAUCAUCUACCCUAAAUCAGGGCAGCGCUCCACCGAAGCGAAUGUCUACUGCUUUUACUCCAACUUCUGUUCUGAAGAAGAUUUACAAUGAAAAACAGAGAGAAAGUCCCAUUCCAUACCAACAAGAUGUUUCGUUUAGCGAGAGUAAUAAAAAUACAACCUACGAAGAAAUUUUUACCCAAUCUGUACAUUCUCAACAAACAAAGUUAAGUAAAAUGCCUAAGGAUGCUGCGCCAACCACACCCGAACGAUCAGUUAGCGGGGUUGUGCAUGGUUUCAAUGAAAGUAUGUUCCACAGUGCGCCUACUACGCCAAAGCAACAUUUAAAUUUAAUGCUUAGUUCACCCGGACAGAAUCAUAGCCAAAGUGUUCCUAACACUCCAGAUCACUACCACCAAGCAGAGCCACCAUCGCUUCACAGAGUUAUUCAACCUCCAGGAAUGACUUCCAAAAAUCAUUCAGAACAAAAUGGGUCUGCAUUUACUCCUACAAAGCCUACUCUGUUGGCACCGUCAGACUUUCAAGGUCCUAUACAGGACAGGACUAAAGGAGAUGUUGGUGUUAUUGGUUCAGGUAUUCCUAAACCACAGAAUGACUUCGAUACGAGAACAAACUUUCGGGAAACUCGUGGUGUUGCAGACCCUAGGCUGGCCCCGGGUAACGGUGCAACUCGAAGUGGACGAUCCUUCAUUGCAACACCAAACGACCCUUCUCUUGCCCCUGGUAACCCAUUACGACCACUGAUUCAGUCUACUCCAAUGCCACCGCAACAACACAUGCAUCAAUCACAACAGCGGCAGCUACUUCAGUCGCAGAUACAACAGAAACAACUUAUUCAACAGCAGAAACUACGGCAAAUAGCUCAGCAAGCAAACCAGCAGAAGUUGCUGUUGCAACAGAGCAAACAAAACAAGAUGCUACCUAAUGCGUCAGCAGUUAGACCGUUGCUUCCCGAUCCUGAUGGCUCUGGGAAGUUUCCAAGGUCGACGGCAGAACACAACGCAUCACAGCAACAACAGCAACAGCAGAUACUUGCUUAUCAACAGCAGCACCAACAACAACUUAUGGCACAACAGCAGCAGACCCGUAUGCAAGGGCAGUUUCCUAAUACAAAUUUUCGGGGUCGUCAAUUUCAACCUCCUCACACUGCACGCAAUUCUCUGCCUAUACCUAUGCCCAUGCAACAGCCUGGUAUGACGCCUCUACACAACAUGAACCAACCGAGAGGGAUGCCAAACUUUGCCGCACAAGCUCUUGCUCAACAGCAACUGCUUCAACAAGCACGUGCAAGAUUUAUUGCGCAAGCUCAGUUGAUGCAGCAACCGCAGGUUGUCCAGGCUGCUCUGAUGGCUCAAGCUGCUCUUGCUCGGGGACAAGCUCAAGCACAAGCUGCGAUGAUGCUGCAUCCAAGAAAUUUACAAGCCAUGGCUGAGCAAAUGGGCAUCCGCCCGCCUUUUAAUAAGGCAAUUCCAACUCCGAUGGUACCACAGUCUUCUGUCCAACAGGGCAAUACUACAGGUAACGUAAAUCCUUCAGGUGAUGAAACCCUAUCGAAAUGGUUUAGUCCUGAUGUUCUUCAACAUAUUCCUCAAAACAAGUCGUCCUCUGAUGCCCCUGGUGGGAAAAUAAUGUCCGUGGAGGAGCUCGAAAAGACUCAACGAAGUUUCUAAACUUGCUCAAUUUUUGUACUUAUUUAUUUAGUUCCAAGCGUUUUUUCAUCUUCGUCCCCAUGGUCUUUUGCUUUUAUAAACACGACUUUUGGCAAUAGACCCGGGGGACAAGGACGGUUUUGUCUGUUUUUUGUUCUGCAUUGCGUUUUUAAAGAAAAAAGUUAAUAUUUCCUUGUCUGCCAUGUUUGUUAAACAUAUAUAUAUAUAAAAAAAGUUAUUUUAAUGUUUGUUUUUAACUUGUACGUUUUAGUACCUUGUGUGUCAUUUGUGGAGUAAGCUAACCAGUGUAUUUUUUUUAUUGACAGCACUUAUGACUGUGUUUAUUAUUUGUAUGUAAUUGUUAUAUAUUUAUACGUGCGUUUGUAUUUUUCCCGUGUAUCGUGGUUAAAAAACUAAAUUAUGUCUUUGUUUGUUUGUCUAUCUGUUCUUGUUUAUGUUUGCUAGUUUUUUCGUUUGUUUGUUUGUUUAUUUCUGGAUAUCCUGUUUUGUUUUGUGAAAGUUUUCAGUGAAUGGUCGUAUUUUUGUAUUUGUAUGUUAACAGGAUAUGAAUAGUUGUAUAGUGCGAAACAUAUUGGAUUGUGUAUUGUUGAGCAUCGUUCUUUUAAAUUCACGUUUUUUUUUUGUAUUUAUGUUUUGCUUGUGAAGGUUCGUUCAAACAUUUUCUAUUGUUGCGUUUCUUUUUGUCGGAAGCUUUUUCGGGCGAAACGAAAAAUCUGGGAUAAUCGAGUAUAUCGUCCGUUUUGCGUGAGAUUCGAGUAAAGAAUUUGUAACUUUUCAAUUUGUUGCGUUACUCUUCAUGAAAUUCGAUUUGUCCGUCUGUGACGUACGAUUGACUUUUUUCUGUGUACUAAUGACAGUUCUCUGUGGAGAUGCUGACCCAGAGAAUAGUAUUGAGAUUAUUAUUAUUGUUUUUUUUCUUCAUUUUUUUUUUUUUGAAGAUUCUCACGAUGUUUAUAAUUAUUCGGGUUGUAUCUAUUGAAGAAAAGGAUGAUACAGAACAAACUGUUCAUAAAACUU
Hydractinia symbiolongicarpus is the source of this 4753-nucleotide messenger RNA. RefSeq names its product eukaryotic translation initiation factor 4E transporter-like. The transcript is spliced from 18 exons. Gene Ontology annotation, biological process: negative regulation of translation. Gene Ontology annotation, cellular component: cytoplasm; nucleus. NCBI's taxonomy places the organism in Eukaryota, Metazoa, Cnidaria, Hydrozoa, Anthoathecata, Hydractiniidae. Gene Ontology annotation, molecular function: mRNA binding. The record is from RefSeq and is a predicted model, not a curated record. Bases 176 to 3736 code for a protein of 1186 amino acids.